AUGUUCUCCACCAAGCACCUCCUCGCCUUCGGUCUCGCCUGCACGACUGUCUCCGCCCAGGACUACAUCCAGUGCGAGACCUCCGACGCCAGCCCCAACGCCAAUGGCUGCCAGACGCUCGUCGACGCCUUCAAAGGCGGCGCCGACCCCAGCUGCGCGCGACCGCAUGGCUCCGGCUGCCACAACCUUGACGGCGCAGGCUCGGGCAAUACCCUUGGCUGCACCUUCGUUCUCUGUCAGCAGAAGGGCACGCAGCCGCAGUGCUCCGACCCCGCGAGCGCGGCUGACUUCACGCAGAAGCUCAUCGACAAGUGCGCGAAGGAUGGGAAGGUCGGCGGCUUCUACCACCAGGAUCUGGGCGACGGGCACUGGCUGAACUACGAGUUCGUGAAGCCGGAGUAG
Molecule: messenger RNA, 402 nt
Organism: Schizophyllum commune H4-8
Lineage: Eukaryota; Fungi; Basidiomycota; Agaricomycetes; Agaricales; Schizophyllaceae
Exons: 1
Coding region: 1-402 (133 amino acids)
Source: RefSeq, a predicted model, not a curated record